AUGAGCGACAUCACGCCCGUGCAAACCCACGGGAGCACCGCCAAGAGCGAAAUCCGGAUUGAAGAAGACAUCUAUGAGAACGCCCAAGGGUCGUCAUCACGUGCAGUAGACGGAGAGAUAGAAACACAGGCAACUUCCUCUCAAAGACGACCGAAGCCGAAGCAGACAUAUAGUCAUACGCACUUCAAGGUGUACAAGAGAAGAUGGCUCGGUCUUGGACAGCUCGUGUUGUUGAACAUUGUUAUUAGCUGGGAUUGGUUGACCUUCGCUCCCGUCUCCACAUCAGCAGCAACAUACUUCAACGUUUCUGAGACAGCGAUCAACUGGCUCUCAACCGGGUUCUUCUUCUCCUUCGCAGUCGCAGCUCCCCUCGUCAUCUGGACGCUUCACCGCAGUCCAAAAGAGAGCAUUCUCUGGGCCUCUGGUCUACUUUUGGUCGGCAACUGGAUCCGCUAUGCAGGCACACGCGCAUCAGGCGGCAUCUUCGGCGUCGUGAUGUUCGGCCAGAUCUUGACUGGUCUUGCGCAACCUUUCGUACUUGCUGCGCCAACGAGGUACUCCGACAUGUGGUUCACUGAGCGAGGACGAGUAGGUGCGACCGCACUAGCCAGUCUGGCGAACCCAUUUGGUGGUGCUCUCGCCCAGCUGGUCAACCCCUUCCUCGGCUCCGUCGACAAAAUCGUCUUAAUCGUCUCAAUAAUCACAACCGUAUCCUGCAUCCCCUCCAUCUUCCUGCCCGCCGCUCCACCAACACCACCCACCGCCUCCUCCAGCCUAUCGCGAACACCCGUCUUCGAGUCGAUAAAAGUUAUGCUGCGCUCUCCGCCGUUCUACAUUGUCUUCCUAACCUUCAGCGUCUACGUUGGCUUCUUCAACGCCUUUUCUUCGCUGCUAAACCAAAUCCUCUAUCCCUACGGCUUCUCUGAGGACGAAGCGGGAAUUUGCGGCGCGGUGCUCAUCGUGGUUGGUCUUGUUGUCGCGGCCGUCACUUCGCCGGUCCUCGACCGCACACAUGCAUACCUCUUGGGUAUCAAGAUCCUAUGUCCGUUCAUCGCGCUGAGCUACCUAGCAAUGAUCUGGGCGCCGCAGACGAGGAGCAUUGUUGCGCCGUAUGUGCUGAGUGCGGUGCUGGGUGCGAGUUCGUUCAGUCUGCUGCCCGUCGCACUGGAGUAUCUAGUCGAAAUCACAUUCCCAGCUAGUCCUGAAGUUAGCUCGACGAUUUGUUGGGUUGGGGGGCAGUUCAUUGGGGCUUGCUUCGUGCUCAUUAUGGAUGCUCUGAAGGAUGGGCGACCAGUGGACCUGGAUAAAGUCAGCGAUGGGGGAAGGAUAGAGGGAGGAGGAGAUCGGCCGCCUGGUAAUAUGUAUAAUGCUCUGGUUUUUGAGGCGAUUGUGGGGAUGGUCGUGUUGCCGUUGCCGUUGAUGUUGGGAGUGAAAAGGCUGGGUUUGGCUGUUGGAAAGGGGAGACUGAAGGUUGAUGAGAAUAGAGAGGGGGAGGUUAUAGAGGGUCAGGAGAGUUGA
This is a messenger RNA of Macroventuria anomochaeta, 1518 nucleotides long. RefSeq names its product MFS general substrate transporter. Gene Ontology annotation, molecular function: transmembrane transporter activity. Lineage: Eukaryota; Fungi; Ascomycota; Dothideomycetes; Pleosporales; Didymellaceae. Bases 1 to 1518 code for a protein of 505 amino acids. The transcript has 3 exons. Gene Ontology annotation, cellular component: membrane. Gene Ontology annotation, biological process: transmembrane transport. The record is from RefSeq and is a predicted model, not a curated record.